UUUUUCUACAGAUCUAAAAGCAGUGCACAGCCACCCUUUUACACUCAUCUGCUACCUUCUCUGAGACUGCAGUCUAUGGGUGUCACCAUGGGGACGAAUGGUUUCCUCUUCAGCUGCCUCACCACAGCUGUACUGAUCCAACUCUCCACCGCCGGCCUGGUCAAGACGGUCAUCCGCCACCGGAGGGAGACCCUGAUGCCCAAGAAAACCCAAGAGAACCUGACUCUCCCUCAUCCCGACCAGCCUGUGGUGUUCAACCACGUCUACAACAUCAACGUCCCCUCCACCUCCCUCUGCUCUGUGGACCUCGACUCGCCUGGAGGGGGCGGUGUCAAGCACAAGAGCGCCUCGAUGGACAUGCAGAGCACCGAACACAUGGAGCACACCGUCGAUGGCGACAACCAGAUCGUUUUCACUCACCGUAUCAACAUCCCCAAACAAGCCUGUGGCUGUGACAACCAGCUGCCGGACAUCAAAGACAUCCUGAACAGACUGGAGAUGUUGGAGUCUGAGCUGUCUAGUCUGAGGGAGCAGUGCACCAGUGGAGCCGGCUGUUGUGGAGCUCAGGCUACAGGAGAGGUGUCUACAAAGCCAUUCUGUAACGGACGUGGAAACUGGAGCACGGAGACCUGCAGCUGCUCCUGCGAACCCGGAUGGAAGGGCCACAACUGCACGGAGCCGGAGUGCCCCAAUGAUUGCCAGGACCAAGGUCGCUGUGUGGAUGGGAGAUGUGAAUGCUUUGAAGGCUUCAGUGGGGAUGACUGUGGUGUUGAGCUCUGCCUGCUGGACUGUGGCGACUACGGUCACUGUGUUGAAGGGUCCUGUCUUUGUGAAGAAGGCUUCAUUGGUGAAGACUGUUCUCAGACUAACUGCCUUAACAACUGCCUGGGUCGUGGGCGCUGUGUUGACGAAGAGUGCGUUUGUGAUGAGCCAUAUACGGGCUUUGACUGCUCUGAGCUCAUCUGUCCCAACGACUGCUUCGACCGAGGACGCUGCAUCAAUGGAACCUGCGAAUGUGAAGAGGGGUUCACUGGAGAUGACUGUGGAGAGCUCAGCUGUCCUGAAAACUGCAGCAAACAUGGCAAGUGUGUGGACGGCCAAUGUAAGUGUGAGAUAAACUACGGUGGAGAGGACUGCUCAAAGCUUCUGUGUCCCCAAAACUGCAAUGAGAGAGGCCAUUGCUUUAAUGGGAAGUGCAUAUGUGAUCCUGGCUUUGAAGGUGACGAUUGCUCAGUCCUCUCAUGCCUUGACAACUGCAGCAACAGGGGUCAGUGCAUUAAUGGAGAAUGCAUUUGCGACAUAGGAUACGAAGGGGAAGACUGCAGUGAGCUCUCCUGCCCCAACAACUGCCAAGAACAGGGCCGCUGUGUCGAUGGGCAGUGCAUAUGUGAGAAAGGCUUUGCAGGUGAAGACUGCAGUAUCAAGACAUGUCCUAAAGAAUGCCAUGGAAGAGGGGAUUGCAUAGACGGAAAAUGUGUGUGUUUUGUGGGUUUUACGGGAAAAGACUGCAGCGAACUGACCUGCCCGAAUGACUGCCUGGACCGCGGUCACUGUGUGGACGGCCAGUGUGUUUGCCACCAGGGUUUCACUGGUGAGGAUUGCAGUGAGAAGACGUGCCCCAAGAACUGCCACAACAGAGGCCGCUGUGUAGACGGUCAGUGCGUUUGCCACCAGGGUUUCACAGGCGAAGACUGCCAUGAGAAGACAUGCCCUGAGAACUGCCAUGACAGGGGGCGCUGUGUAGACGGCCAGUGCAUUUGUCAGGAAGGGUUCACAGGUGAAGACUGCAGUGAGAAGACGUGCCCAAAGAACUGCCAUGACAGAGGCCGCUGUGUGGACGGCCAGUGCGUUUGUCAGGAAGGGUUCACAGGCGAAGACUGCAGUGAGAAGACGUGCCCGAAUAAUUGCCACGACAGAGGCCGCUGUGUUGACGGUCAGUGUGUUUGUCACCAGGGUUUCGUUGGUGAAGACUGCAGUGAGAAGACGUGCCCUAAGAACUGCCUAGAGAGAGGUCACUGCAGAGACGGUGUCUGUGUAUGUUAUGAAGGUUUCACGGGGCUGGACUGCUCUGCGCUGAGCUGUCCAGAAGACUGCCACCACCAGGGGCGCUGUGAAAAUGGAGUGUGUGUCUGUGACGAAGGCUUCAUUGGAGAGGACUGCUCUGAAGUCUCACCACCCAAGGACCUCACGGUUGUGGAGGUGACUCCUGAGACGGUGGACCUAUCCUGGGAGAAUGAGAUGCGAGUGACAGAGUACCUGAUCACCUACGUGCCCACGGCCCCUGGCGGUCUGGAGCUCGACAUGCGGGUACCUGGGGACCAGAAGGAGGCCACCAUUCGGGAGCUUGAGCCUGGUGUGGAGUACCUGAUCAGUGUCUAUGCUGUACUCAGCAACAAGAAGAGCGUUCCUGUCAGCGCUCGCGUGGCAACACAUCUCCCCAAGCCCGAGGGUCUUAAGUUUAAGUCAGUUCGAGAGACGUCAGUGGAAGUGCAGUGGGACCCCCUGGAUAUCCCAUUUGAUGGUUGGAACCUCAUCUUCAGAAACACAAAAGAGGAGGACGGUGAGAUUCUCAACUCUCUGGGCCGGCCGGAGACCACCUUCGAGCAGUCGGGUCUGGGUCCAGGCCAGGAGUACGAGGUCAAACUGGAGGUGGUGAAGAACAAAAAACGUGGGCCGCCUGCCUCGAAGAACAUCGUCACAAUGAUCGAUGCUCCCGGCCAGGUGGAUGUGCGAGAUGUGACGGACACCACGGCGCUGGUCACCUGGUUCCAUCCGGUGGCACACGUGGACGGGGUCAGCGUCUCCUUCGGGCCCAGCCUGAACCCAGCAGAUCGUAACGUGGUGGAGCUGUCAUCUGCUGACACACAGUACCACCUGGCUGGCCUCAGCCCUGAUACGCGGUACGAGGUGUCUCUGACGGCAAAGAGGGGGGAGCAGAGCAGCAUACCGGUGUAUGACUCCUUCCUUACAGACCUGGACGCUCCCAGAGACCUUCAGACGGUGGAAAUAACAGACGAGAGCAUCACUCUGGAGUGGAGAAACAGUAAGGCUCAGGUGGACCAGUACCGCAUCAAGUACGGCCCGCUGUCUGGAGGCGACCACGGAGAACUGCUCUUCCCGCCCGGAGCCAGGGACUCCACCCAGGCCAAAAUCACCGGCCUGAGACCGGGGACGGAGUACGGGAUGGGAGUAACCGCGGUGACAGAUGAGAGGGAAAGUCUGCCCACCACCACCAACGCAGUCACAGCCCUGGACGCCCCCAGAGAGCUGACUGUAGCAGAGGUGACAGAGACCACCAUGAUGCUGGAGUGGAAGCGGCCUCUGGCCAAGCUGGACUCCUACCGGCUGGUCUACGUGUCGGCUGACGGUCAGAGGGCUGAAGACUCGGUCCCCGGCACCUCAGAGUCUCACACCCUGCGGGGCCUGAACCCCGGCAUGAUGUACACCGUUGGCGUCACCGCCGAGAGGGGUCGCAGGAGCAGCGCGCCCGCCACUGUCUCAGCUGCCACAGCGGAGGAGAAGCCGGCGGUGACCAACGUCACCGUCAGCGACGUAUCGUGGGAGAGCUUCCUCCUGUCCUGGUCUGCUGACGACGGGGCGUUCGACGCCUUUCUGAUCGAGGUUACCGACGCGGAGACGGGCGCCGAGUGGCAGAACCACACGGCGCCCACAGACGCUCGCAGCCUCGUCGUCUCGGGCCUCUCCCCUGGCACCUGGUACAAGGCCGCCCUGUACGGGGUGCACACAGGGGCGCUCUUAGAGCCUGUGUUUGCAGACACCAUCACAGAGACUGAACCGGAUGUGCAGGCUCUACAAGUCUCCAGCAUCACUCCAGAGAGUUUUGUGCUGGCCUGGAUGGCCGAGGAGGAUGCCUUUGACACGUUUGUCCUGAUGCUCAGCGAGGUCAAAGACCCAGGCCAACCAAGAGAGGUGGUGCUGGGCGGCGAGGAGAGAAAUGUCACUAUGAGCGAUCUCACAGAGGACACAGAAUACACCGUUGAGAUCUUUGGGCUCAUUUUGGGAAGACGCUCCAAGUCUGUAAGAGAGGGGGUGAGAACAGACCUGGGCUCACCAAAGGGCAUCCGCUUCUCUGGAGUGACCGACACAUCAGCCACCGUUCACUGGCUGACUCCAAGAGCUCGGGUGGACAACUACCAGGUCACCUACAUGCCUGCCCAUGGAGGUGUUGCGAAGACGCUGACGGUGGACGGCUCGCAGUCGCUCACCGUGCUGCCGAACCUGACGCCUGGGGUCACCUAUGAGGUCACCAUCGUUGCCGUGAAGGAGCAGAGGGAGAGUGAGCCUGGAUCUGACAGCGUCACCACAGCUCUGGAUAAGCCCCGUGGACUGACCGCAGUCAACAUCACAGACACUGAGGCCCUGCUGCUGUGGCAACCUGCCAUUGCAACUGUAGAAGGUUAUGUCAUCACAUAUAGCGCAGAUUCUGUGACUCCAGUGAUGGAGCGUGUGUCUGGAAACGUGGUGGAGUUUGAGAUGAGCUCGCUGAAGCCAGCUACGCUCUACACUGUGAAGGUCUACGCGGUGAGGGACUUGGCCAAGAGUGCAGCCACCACAACAGAGUUCACCACAGAUGUAGACGCUCCUCAGGACCUGGCAGCUACCAACAUCCAGACGGAAAGCGCCAUGCUCACCUGGAAGCCUCCCCGGGCCGACAUCAGUGGUUACCUCCUCCACUUUGAGUCUGCUGUCGGCACCAUCCACGAGGUGGUCCUGAGCCCCACCGCUGUGUCGUACAACAUGGCCGACCUCAGCGCAUCAACAGAAUAUUCAGUGAAGCUGGAAGCUCUCGCUGGUCCCAAGAGGAGCCAAGUCAUCUCUACCGUCUUCACCACCACCGGUGUGCUGUACAGACACCCCAGAGACUGCUCACAGGCCCUGCUGAACGGCGACACCUCAUCAGGCAUGCACACCAUCUACCUGGGUGGAGACGAGAACCAACCGCUGCAAGUCUACUGCGACAUGAGCACCGAUGGAGGCGGAUGGAUCGUUUUCCUGCGACGUCAGAGUGGCAGACUGGAGUUCUUCCGCAACUGGAAGAAUUAUACGGCUGGUUUUGGUGACAUGAACGAUGAGUUCUGGCUUGGUCUGUCCAACCUGCAUAAGAUCACAUCUGGAGGCCAGUACGAGCUGCGGGUCGACCUGAGAGACAAAGGAGAGAUGGCCUUCGCUCAGUAUGACAGGUUCUCUGUCUCAGAACCUCGGACCCGCUACAAAGUCCAUGUCGGAGGAUACAGUGGCAAUGCAGGUGACUCUAUGACCUACCAUCAUGGCCGCCCAUUCUCCACCUAUGACCAUGACAACGACAUUGCCGUGACCAACUGUGCUCUGUCCUAUAAGGGAGCCUUUUGGUACAAAAAUUGUCACAGGGUCAACCUGAUGGGUCGCUAUGGAGACAACAGCCACAGCAAGGGCGUAAACUGGUUCCACUGGAAAGGCCACGAACACUCCAUCGAGUUUGCCGAGAUGAAGAUCCGUCCGUCCAACUUCAGAAAUCUGGAAGGAAGGAGGAAACGGUCUUAAAUGACCCGGAGAGCACCGCCUCCACCACCACAACCAUCAUCAUCAACAACAAAACACUACAUCUGUGUGUGCCCCUCCACCUGUCCAACACGUUCUCCACACACAACAACCCUGCAGCAACCAAAGCCUUCAACAAGACCCCUCCA
Molecule: messenger RNA, 5687 nt
Organism: Poecilia latipinna (sailfin molly)
Lineage: Eukaryota; Metazoa; Chordata; Actinopteri; Cyprinodontiformes; Poeciliidae
Gene: tncb
Product: tenascin Cb
Exons: 22
Coding region: 76-5541 (1821 amino acids)
Biological process (GO): neuron projection development; regulation of cell adhesion
Molecular function (GO): protein binding
Source: RefSeq, a predicted model, not a curated record